This is a messenger RNA of Brienomyrus brachyistius, 1136 nucleotides long. It is a transcript of the gene gpx3, whose product is annotated as glutathione peroxidase 3. The record is from RefSeq and is a predicted model, not a curated record. Gene Ontology annotation, biological process: response to oxidative stress. Gene Ontology annotation, molecular function: glutathione peroxidase activity. The transcript has 5 exons. NCBI's taxonomy places the organism in Eukaryota, Metazoa, Chordata, Actinopteri, Osteoglossiformes, Mormyridae.
GUCACUGUAGGUGGCACUAUAUGGGUAGGCAGCGAUAACGCCAAAUUCAGCGCGAGGGCUCAGUGUAGUUCGAAAUGACGGCGUUGGCCGGUCGCUGGAUUUUACCAGUGCUCCUGGUGAAUAGUCUCCAGCUGGCUCUUAGCAACCAAAAUGUCCAGAUCUGUGAUCCUAAUACCGUAGACACCAUUUACAACUAUGGUGCAGUAACUCUAAAUGGCAGCCGGUAUGUCCCCUUCAGUGAGUACAUGGGGAAAACUGUGCUCUUUGUCAAUGUCGCUACCUACUGAGGACUCACUCUUCAGUACCUUGAUCUGAAUGCACUACAUGAAGAGAUUAAAGAUUACGGCUUCACCAUUCUCGGGUUUCCCUGCAACCAAUUUGGGAAGCAGGAGCCUGGGGAUAAUCAUGAAAUUAUGUCAGCUUUAAAGCAUGUACGACCAGGAAAUGGAUUUGUUCCAAAUUUCACAAUGUUCCAAAAAGGUGAUGUUAAUGGAGAUGUCGAGCAAGGAGUCUUCAGAUUCCUUAAGAAUGCUUGCCCCCCUGUCGGAGAGAGUUUCGGGAAUCCCACCAACAGGUUAUUUUGGGAGCCUCUGAAGGUCAGCGACAUCAAGUGGAAUUUUGAGAAGUUUCUUGUGGGACCAAACGGCAAGCCUGUGAUGAGGUGGUUCCCCAGGGUCAAUGUGUCCGAUGUCAGGGCCAGUGUCCUCAGAUAUUUAAGCUUUUCCCAAACCCAGAGACGCCUUCCUCUCACCCGCUAUUAAACCCUCAUCUGUCAAUUCUUUUUAAAGGGGCCAUCUUACCUGCUUUCAUUUUCCAUAAAGGGCGAUUAAUAUAAAGUAAAUGUCUGAAUAUUCAAAGUCGUACUACUCAAAGCCAUCUAUGAUGCGAUCACUCUAUUCUGUGAUACGGGAGGUCUCAGGUGUAGGACAGUCAUGGAGGAUUUUGGCAUAUCUAUGAUGGUGAGGCUUAAAAGCAGUGAUACUGCAGAGCCUGACCUGAAAUUCUGGGGUCCAGAGCAGCUCUUUUAGUGCAUUCAAGCUGUCCUGGAAAUCCCUGCGGAAUGAUGCCACUUAACACCUACUGCCUGGAUCUGUCACCCUUCCAAAGUAUCACUCUAAUAAAGCAUACAGUGUAAA